AUGUGUCCUGAUUUCAUCCUCAAAACAACAACACGAGUGCAUUGUACUCACAAUACAUUUUCGCUUUUCAUAAUAAAGACUAACGUCAAUCUGUGUGAACAACCAAAGAUAGAGCUCGGCGAGCGUCCUGUGCCGGUUUCGUUUGCUAAACACAAGGUGGAAACGCUCUCAUCAGAACGCAUAGCCGAGCAGGAGGAGUUCAUGGAUAGCACUAUGAUGCCAUCACCGCGGAUGCCGUCGAGACAGGAGACACAACGGCCUCGCAUCGUGGGUCCUCCCAUUAGGCGCCCAAAGCCUAAGCCUAAGGGAAACAGUGGAACGCCGGGCUCGUACAAGACGACUACCGGGAAUGGAGCGUGCCCCCCCGGAAAUGAACCAACUCGCGACGAUGAUGGACGACUCAUCCUUUGCAAUGGGCUCGAGCCCAACUUCUUCACUAUUUUGCUAAACCUCACCAACUAUCGCUUAGUGCGUCAGGCGGGCAUUUUGGGCAGUACAAGCCUUUCAGAAGCGCUUUUCAGCGCCCAAAAUUCCGCUCAUACUCUAAUAAUAAGGUAUCAACUGCGUGGACUUACUCUUCGUAAGCUGAAGUAUGGUGAGACCUGCGAUCCUGCAAGCGAUACCUGCACCCAAGGUUCCACAUGUAUUGAUAACGUGUGCAAAUGUGGACCUGGGUACGCUUUGAGCCCAAACGGAUGGUGCGAAAGAUUCGAAUUCAAUAUGGGUGGGAAAGUCCCACAAUCAUUCCACGGAAACUUUGCUCAAACCACACAAACUUCCACAACUCAGCAGUCUGUCAUCAUAGAGACUAUUCCGGAUGCCAUACGGACCACAUACGAGACCACACCUGCCCAAAUCCCUUCUCGAAGGCCAUUCAUAGGUCCAAAAGUAAUUCGACAUCGUUUCCUCGGAACAAGAUGUCGCGACAAUGACGUCUGCAUAAAUGGAGGAGAAUGUCGAGAUGAUGCUACCCCAUUUGCCGCUCCUGGACAGUCAUGUGCUCACGGUGAAGACUGCUCCGGUGGUUCUUUCUGUGCAGAUGGAAUCUGCCAAUGCGAC
Messenger RNA from Strongylus vulgaris, 1059 nucleotides. The record is from the annotation of a GenBank genome assembly. Lineage: Eukaryota; Metazoa; Nematoda; Chromadorea; Rhabditida; Strongylidae.